Vicugna pacos (alpaca) is the source of this 2946-nucleotide messenger RNA. Lineage: Eukaryota; Metazoa; Chordata; Mammalia; Artiodactyla; Camelidae. The record is from RefSeq and is a predicted model, not a curated record.
AUGUUUUCUUCUCAUUCUGUUGGUAGAACUAGUUUAGUGCUCAGUAGUAAAACUAAAUCUUUUCCUACGUCGUCACGUGUCCCCAACACAGAUAGCUUGCAGUCCACUACUGUGACUGGUGUUCUUUCUUCAUCUUCUUCUGAAACUUCAAGUAUUUCUCCAUCCGUGUCAUCUUCAGUUACCUCUUCUACUGCAACAACCACUGUUUUGACUCUUUCUUCUACAACACAAUGUCCCGAGUCUAUCUCUGUUACAAUAGUCUCUUCGCCUUCCACUGCACCAUGCAUGCAAAUGGAACACAAUACUCAAGUUUCUUCUAUGCCCACUAUCCCGUUAUCUGUUUUUACCUCUACUACUGAAAUGGCCACCUCUGUUAGUUCCAUCCCCAUGAGUUCUAUUUUUCCUUCAAAAUUGCAUACUUCGUCAGAAACCGAGCCCUCCAACAUCACUGAUGCUCCUAGUUCUAUCAGCCCUGGAACUGUUCCCAUUAACACUGUUUUGAUGAGCACACAAAGAGCCAUCAUCGGGCCGAAAAAGAACCUGCACUUAGUAACUACCACACGUGCACCUGGCUUCAGUCGCCUCUCGCUGAUCAGAAAACCAAGGAGCAGAUAUUCAACCGCCAUGUUGACUUCAAGCAAGUUUACCAGCCGCACCCCAUCCAGUACCAGGAAUUCAGGAAUACCGUUGGCCACCCUUGCAUCACCCAGGACAACUUCGACCAGUACUCAGAUGACCAUGCAGGCUAGAUUGAACGGCAUCCCAGGCCCUUGUUACAAUGGUGGCACCUUGAUUCAGGGUAGCUGUUCCUGCCCCAGAACUUUCUAUGGCUCCCUCUGCCAGUUUGCUGUGGAACAGAUGGAUAUAGACACAGUGGACGCUGAAGUGGGUAUGGAGGUAUCUGUCUACCAGGAAUUCUCCUCGGACCUCAAUGACAACACUUCUCAGUCCUAUAAGAAUUUCAGCAACAGCUUCCUGGAUCAGAUACAGAGAAUUUACCAAAAUGUGCAGGGGUUCAAGGAUGUGAAGAUCCUGUCCCUGAGGAAUGGCAGCAUUGUGGUGGACUAUCUGGUUCAGCUGGAGUUACCCUUCAGCCUCCAACUGGAGAGUGAGUAUGAGAAGGUGAAGAUAGCCCUGAAGGAGGAGCUCCAGAAUGUUAGCCAAGAUGGGAACAGCUGCCAGAAUGACCAGGACCUGUGUUUUAAGCCUGAUUCCAUCAAGUUGAACAACAUCACCAGGACGGAGCUGUCUCCAGAAGCCAUCUGCAGCCGCGCCGCUGCCGAGGGCUACGAGGAUUUCUACUUCCCCUUGCUGGUGGAGAACCGGCUCCGCUGUGUCACCAAAUGCACGAGGGGCGUGGACGGCGCCAUCGACUGUCAUCAGGGCCAGUGCCUUCUGGAGAGGAGCGGUCCUGCUUGCCGCUGCUUCUCCUCUGACACGCACUGGUUCUUGGGCCCGCACUGCGAGGUGUCCAUUCCCUGGAGGGCGCUUGUCGGGGGCCUGGCGGGGGCCUCAGCGCUGAUGCUGCUGCUGGUGGCGCUGAGCGUCUUCCUGGCACGCUCCCGGAAGAGUGGCGGCCAAGGCGGAGGCCGGUCCUGGGAUGACAGAAAGUGGUUCGAGACCUGGGAUGAGAAUACCGUGGGGACUUUUUUAAAGUUGGGCUUCGAGGAUGACGGAACAGUCAAGGAUGGAGCCUUCCAUGUGGCUUUGGAGAAUGUGGACAGCAAUGUGAGGAUGCACAUCCACAGAUCUGAAGUGACCUCGUCCUCACUGUGAGUCCCGCACUACCUUCUCCAUCCCGUCCUGGGCAGCGGAAAGAACCAUCUGCAUUGCAUUUCAAGAGGUGGCCAAGGACUUGUGCAGCUGUCUGCUGGUUUCCUUGGGCAAAAUCAGACUCUCCCCCGACCCCCUUCCUUCUCCCAAUUUGGGUGAAACCCAUCUGGAGACUCAGUUCAAAUCCAGGCUCUUCCACUGUGGGACCUUGGGCAAGUCAGUAACUUCUCUGAACCUCGGUUUCAUCACCUGUAAAAUGAAUGCGGCACAUUCGUCCCGAUACCUGGUGGAAUUAUUGUGAAAACCAGAUAUGCUUCGUCAGACCUCUGUCCCAGUGCACCUUCCUGUGUCGGCCCUCAUGCUUAUAUGGCUUCUCUUAGAUCCUCAAGCCCCACAUCCUUCCCUGGGUCUCAGGCCUCUAUCUCUCAUUUUCCAGUGUACAUCCCCAUGGCCUGUUCCUCACCCCACACCUGCAGCCAGCCUGCAGCCCGCCCUCCCCACCCUCUGUGUGUGACCCCCUGCUGUUCUCCUUGCUCCCUUCAAGCUCCUCUUCUGCACCCACUUAGGUCACCCCUCCCCCACCACAGUGCCUCGCCCUGUGUCUCCCCCUAGUUUCCAUAUUUCCCCCUUCCCCAUCUUUGUACCCUCAGCCCUAAAUCUUGCCCCCAUUCAGUGCCCCAGUCCUAAAUCCUCCCUCCCCCAGCCCCUGCCCUGUCCCUAGCUAAGGAUGCCCUCUGCUUCUUAGGACCCCCAGCUCCAUUCUGAGGCCUCAUCCCUUCCUGUCACCCCAAGGGCCCUGGACCCUGGUGGAUGGGGGUGGGAGGUAGGUUUCCCCAGGCCAGGUCCCCCAAUCUGAGGCCCCAUCCCUUCCUGUCACCCCAAGGGCUCUGGAUCCUGGUGAGUGAGGCUGGGAGGUAGGUUUCCCCAAGUCCCUGAAGAUGAGAGGAAGUGGGACCCCAAAGUGGAACAGCUCCCCCAGCAGCUCCUCCUCAUUCCCCUAACUCUCCCUCCCCUCCCUUACUGCUUCCCCUCUUCCCACCCCCUUCUCACCUCACCUCCCCCUUCUUCUUCCUGGUCUCACCUCCAUCCCUACAGUAACCACUGAAGCCAGAAGCCCCCUGCCUCCUUUGCAGAAAGAUCUUAUUUGGGGACAGGAAGUCUGCGAGUCUCCAA